AUGGCAAUUGAAGAAGAAAGAUUUCGUUGGAUACGAAAUAACAAAAAAAAACUCAGAUCAAACCUUUUUUCUGGUUUAAUGGACGCUAUUCAUCGUGGUGAUUCAGAUUGCUCAAAAGUGGGAAAAUCAAUUAUUUUGUCUUUGUCACACACCGAGGGACCACGAUAUAGAGUACAAAAUUAUCAAGAUGCUAUGGCAAUUUGUAUAUACACAAUUGAGUUCCAAAAAAAAGGACUACCUCAUGCACACAUACUACUUUUCUUGCAUUCGACAUUGAAAAAUCCUUCAGCAGACCAUAUUGAUAAUAUAAUAAGCGUGGAAAUCCCAGACUUAAAUGUUGAUCCUGAUGGUUAUAAUGCCAUCAAUAAAUUUAUGAUUCAUGGACCUUGUGGAAAACUUAAUUCAAACUCUCCAUGUAUGAUGCAAGAUAGGUGCACAAAACAUUUUCCAAAAAAAUUCAAUGAUCAAACGACCAUCGACACAGAUGGCUUUCCAGUCUACAAAAGGAGAAAUACAGGUAUUCAUGUCGAAAAGAAAGGUGUCCUUUUAGAUAAUCGAUAUGUAGUCCCUUAUCAUAGGAAUUUGAUUGUCAAAUUUGAUGCACAUAUUAAUGUCGAGCCAACAGUUGAAAGAUUACCAUUCCAUUUACCUGGAGAGCACACAGUAAUAUUCGAAGAAAACAAAUGUGUUGAAAAUGUUGUUUGCAUACCUGGAAUAGAAAAAACAAAGUUCACUCAAUGGUUGGAGGCAAACAAGAAUUAUGAUGAUGCACGAGAGCUAACUUAUUCGGAUUUCCCUAUAAGUUGGGUUUGGAAUUCAAAGGAGAAAACAUGGACUAGGAGAAAAAAUAGAUUGGCAAUUGGAAGAAUUUACUUCGCGCAUCCUUCGACUGGAGAACGCUUCUAUUUGAGAAUGUUGUUAAAUUUUGUCAAAGGGAGCACUUCUUAUGAAAGUAUUAGAACAAUAAAUGGGGUGACAUAUCCUAAUUUUAAAGGCACAUGCUAUGCUUUGGGAUUGUUAGACGAUGAUAAAGAGUGGAUAGAUUGCUUGACUGAAGCUGCAAUAUGGGCAACUGGAAAAUAA
Humulus lupulus (European hop) is the source of this 1083-nucleotide messenger RNA. RefSeq lists its product as uncharacterized. Lineage: Eukaryota; Viridiplantae; Streptophyta; Magnoliopsida; Rosales; Cannabaceae. The transcript is spliced from 3 exons. The coding region runs from base 1 to 1083 and encodes 360 amino acids. The record is from RefSeq and is a predicted model, not a curated record.